ACUAUGAGAUGGAACAACCAAACAAGACCUUCUGAAUUCAUCUUACUAGGGCUCUCCUCUAGGCCUGAGCAUCAGAAGCCUCUCUUUGUCCUAUUUCUAAUCAUCUACCUGGUCACUCUAAUGGGAAACCUGAUCAUCAUGCUGUCCAUCUAUUUAGACGUUCACCUACAGACACCCAUGUAUUUCUUUCUGAGUGUCCUGUCUUUUGUUGAUAUUUGUUAUACAACAGUUAUUAUUCCAAAGAUGCUGACAAACUUUUUAUCAGAGGCAAAAACCAUCCUCUAUAGUGAGUGCCUGAGCCAGAUGUAUUUCUUCCUGUUCUUUGGUAAUGUAGAUAGUUACCUCCUAGGGGCCAUGGCCAUUGACCGCUAUGUGGCCAUAUGCAACCCCUUUCAUUACAUCACCAUCAUGAGCUAUAAAUGCUGUGUCCUUCUACUGGUAAUCUCCUUCUUCAUCCCAUUUCUUCACUCACUCCUCCAUGUCCACUUGAUGAACCAACUCACCUUCUGUGCCUCCAGCGUUAUCCAUCACUUCUUCUGUGAUCUCAACCCAGUGCUGAAGUUGUCCUGUUCAUCUACAUUUGUCAAUGAGAUAGUGAUAAAGACAGAAGGACCAUUUGUCAUAAUGGUCCCCUUUAUGUGCAUCAUUAUUUCUUAUCUGAGAAUCUUCACCACUGUUCUGAAAAUCCCUUCAGCUGCUGGGAAGUACAAGGUCUUCUCUACCUGUGGUUCCCAUCUUACCGUGGUGAUUCUGUUUUAUGGGAGUGUUACCUAUGUCUACCUUCAGCCUCUGACCAGCAAUAACGUCAAGGACUGGAUAGCAACAGUCAUCUACACUAUAUUAACUCCCAUGUUGAACCCUUUUGUCUACAGUCUGAGAAACAAAGACAUGAAGCAGGGUUUGGGAAAGCUGAUAGGUAGGAUAAAGCCUCAAUUACGUGGGUUUUAUGCUAAAUCUUGA
This is a messenger RNA of Equus quagga, 960 nucleotides long. RefSeq names its product olfactory receptor 1L1-like. Gene Ontology annotation, cellular component: membrane. The transcript has a single exon. The record is from RefSeq and is a predicted model, not a curated record. Bases 4 to 960 code for a protein of 318 amino acids. Gene Ontology annotation, molecular function: G protein-coupled receptor activity; olfactory receptor activity. Gene Ontology annotation, biological process: G protein-coupled receptor signaling pathway. Lineage: Eukaryota; Metazoa; Chordata; Mammalia; Perissodactyla; Equidae.